This is a messenger RNA of Capronia epimyces CBS 606.96, 2241 nucleotides long. RefSeq lists its product as uncharacterized. The record is from RefSeq and is a predicted model, not a curated record. Lineage: Eukaryota; Fungi; Ascomycota; Eurotiomycetes; Chaetothyriales; Herpotrichiellaceae. The coding region runs from base 1 to 2241 and encodes 746 amino acids. The transcript has 3 exons.
AUGGGGUGCGUGGUCUACCCAUGCCGUUCUGUCAAUGCUGACGCCUCUGCUCUUAGGUCCUCCGGCCGUCAUAGCCGCACCCAUAUUGACAUAACCCACAUUCAUUCUCGCACCCCUUCCCCUGUCUCGCAAGGCGACGACGAGCUCCACGAGAACGGCGUCCAAGUCUCGCCUGCCGAGAUCUCCCCUCAAUACUCGGUGAUUCAACCUACCCAGAGCCAGAGUGGUUCGUCAUCGCAUCCUGGCGACUUUGUCACAUUGGAAUACCCUCCCGAUCUGCCUGAAGGCGAUGGCUCAGAUUUGGCAUCAAGAAUAGACCAUCGGGAGCGGGUGCAGCAGUACGACUCUCGAGCCAACUCCACCCGGCGACAACCUUCUCGCCGUCAACCGGAAAGACGUGACGCCACGCGCAGUCGGACACGGGAGUUACAAGAUACAUCACCCACCGAGAGCGGCGAUUCAACAGAAGAAUUUCUGGCCAGGCGAGAUCUGGGCCCUGGUAUGCCGCGCCCUCAAUCAUACUAUGCGCACAACGGGUACCCCCACAGCAGUGCCUCUGGAUCCUACGCCUACCCUGCCGUGCCGCAUUCGAAUCAGAUGAUACCUCUUCAACCCCAACCGCUGGCGGUGCCCUUUCCACCUUCAUACCCUCCCAUGGCUGCCGGCCAGCCCGUACCAUACCCCCCUCAUUCGGGAUAUGGGGGCGGGUAUGGCAAUCAUGCCCCGUCCCAAGUGACCUCUCCAUAUACGUCGUCCCCCUACGGACCUCCCACCAUUGUCAACUACGGACCACCGCCUCCGGGGGCAUAUUUUCCACCCCACUAUCCGCCCCAAUUCCCGGGGCAGCAGUAUCAACCUCCUUUUCUUCAGUAUCCUCAGCAAAUGCCAUACCCCCCUUACAUGGAUUAUCGGCUUGGUCCUCCUCUCGCACCUUCACCACAACCUGGUUCCGCCACGGCAUCUGUGGAUAAGUUUGAGGUGAAGAAAGAUGCAGACCCAGAAGAGAUGUUCAAACGGUUUGCGGACUUGAUGAAGGAAGAACGAGCUCAGGCCGAGCUCUCCAAGGAAGCUCAAGCGGCCGAAGAUGCCAAGGCCGCCGCCGCCCGAGCCGAGCACGAAAGUCGCAUUCGGGAACAGGCCCUUCGACAGGCCGAGGACAAAGCGCGAGAAGACGCCAUACGCGCUGACGAAGAGAAGCGGAUUCGAGAUCAGGCUCUGAUCCAAGCCGCAGAGAAGGCCCGGGCGGAAGCUGCUGCUGCUGCUGCACGCGCUGAAGAGGAACGACGCAUCCGGGAAGAAGCGAUUCGAGCGGCAGAAGCCAAAGCCCGUGCAGAUGCCGCCGCCAUGGCCGAGCGGAUGGCGGCCGAGCAACGAAUUCGAGAUGAAGCGAAGCAAGACGCGAUUCGAGCUUACGAAGAGAAGGUUCGCCAAGCAGCCGAGCAAGCAGCACGAGAGCAGCAGAUCCGUAAAGAAGCCGCGGAUGCCGCGUUGAAAGCUGCAGCCGAAGAGGCAGCGGCAAAAGCUGAAAAGGCUGCCGCAGAAAAGAAGAUCGCCGAUGAGGCGGCAGCAGCGGCUAAGACGGCCGCCGAGAAAGAGGCCGCCGAUGCGGCGGCCGCAAUAAAGGAGGAGGCCAGAAAGGCCCAAGAAGAAGCCCAAGCCAAGCUGAAGGAGGCCGAAGAGGCCGCAGCCAAGGCAAAGGCGGAAGCGGAAGAAGCGGAAAAGAAGGCAAAGGCGGCAGCUCCUCCGGAGAAGAAAGCUCCGGUGAGGUUCAAAGAUGCCAUUGGGCGCAAUUACAACUUCCCCUGGGAAAGAUGCUGCAAGUGGAGGGAUAUGGAAGGCCUCAUCAACCAGGCCUUUGCGCACAUCGAUGGCCUUGCUGAUCAUGUCAUGAACGGGCGCUAUGAUUUGAUCGGACCCGACAAGGAGAUCAUCAUGCCCAACUAUUGGGAAUCCACCAUUGAGCCCGACAUGCAUAUUACGAUGAUGAUGUGGCCAAUUCCUGAACCGCCGGCGGAAGAAGCACCACCACCACCUCCGGAUGUCAUUUUGAAUCUCGAUGACGAGCUGAACCCGAGGAAGGAGAAGAAAGGGAAAAAAAGAAAACCUGGCGGACUGGCCGCAUGGAUGCUGGGAGGGGCUCCCCCCCGGCCGAACCGGCCUUUAAAAGGUGAAAAAAGGCCUGAUGUAGCCGCGAAACCCCAGCACGGUGCCGCCGAACAAGGUGGAUGCGCCGUUAUGUGA